Messenger RNA from Chenopodium quinoa (quinoa), 1572 nucleotides. Its product is annotated as F-actin-capping protein subunit alpha-like. Gene Ontology annotation, molecular function: actin filament binding. NCBI's taxonomy places the organism in Eukaryota, Viridiplantae, Streptophyta, Magnoliopsida, Caryophyllales, Amaranthaceae. Gene Ontology annotation, biological process: actin cytoskeleton organization; barbed-end actin filament capping. The coding region runs from base 354 to 1271 and encodes 305 amino acids. The record is from RefSeq and is a predicted model, not a curated record. The transcript is spliced from 10 exons. Gene Ontology annotation, cellular component: F-actin capping protein complex; actin cortical patch.
UCCUUUAUCAUCUAAUUCAUACACGUAUACCUUACUGUUAAUGUCAAUACGGAGUAAUUAAAUACUAGUACAGGACUAUUUGUAUCGGAUUAUACGAACAUGGACCCCAUCCCCCAAUAUACACCAUUAUAAAAAUAUAAUUUGAAAAAUAGAAACGGACAGAGAAAGUCCCAUCUCCCAUUUCACCACAAUAAUUAAAAAAAAGUGUCGCAAAUUCUGCGCUGAAAUCAUUUCAAACCCACGUUACUACUUCCUUCCCCUUCGCACUUUCUACCCAGACUCACUCAAUACUUCAAACCAACGACACCCGAGAGAGAAAAUCAUUUUUCAUAGAGAGAGAAAGCUCAACUUCCAUGGCGGACCAUGACUCUGACCUUCAACUUAGCGAUAAACAGAAGAUUGAGAUUGCCAAAUGGUUCCUCUUAAACUCUCCCGCCGGCGAAAUCCAGUACAUUUUCAAAGAUUUGAAGACGAUUUUGAAGGAUGAUAAUGUGCAUAAUUUGGCUGCUUUGGAGGCGUUUCCUCAGUAUAACAAAUCUCAUUUGAUUUGUCUCGAGCUUCCUGAUAGAAGUGGUGAUGUGAUAAUUGCACCAUUCAGUGAGGUUGCUGAGAAUGAGUAUCUUGAUCCUAGGACUGCCCAAGUUGCUAUUGUAGAUCAUGUCAAACAAGCUUGUACAGAGGCGAGACCUGCUAGUGACGAGGAACUUCCAUCUUCCUACAUUGAGGAAUUCAGAUGUGCUUUGGAUGCUGAAGUCAUGAAAUAUGCUAGUGAAGCUUAUCCAAAAGGGUUCUCUGCAGUUUAUUGUGUAAAGGGAAAAGAUGUGGAAGAACCAGGGUCUGAUUUUGAGUUAGUUGUGGUUAUUUCUGCCGCCAGGCUCAGUCCUAAUAAUUUCUGCAAUGGAAGUUGGAGAUCGAUAUGGAAUGUUGAGUUCAAGGAUGAGGAUCAAAUGGUGGAAAUACGAGGCAUAUUGCAGGUAGGGGCUCAUUACUUUGAGGAGGGAAAUGUUCAGUUGGAUGCAAAUCAUGAAUGCAGUGAUUCAACUCUACUACAGAACCCAGAAGAUUCAGCCUUAGCCAUUACCAACAUCAUUCGGCAUCAGGAAACAGAGUACUUGGCAGCUCUGGAGGCUUCAUACUUAAAGCUACCGGACACCACUUUCAAGGAUCUUCGGAGAAAGCUACCAGUUACUCGAACUUUGUUUCCUUGGCACAGCACUAUGCAAUUCAGCCUAACAAGAGAUAUUGCGAAGGAACUUAACAUUCGAAAGUGACCAAUGCCAAGGCUGGCCUAGUAUAUAAUUCCUCGGUCUUUGUGAAUGAAUUGAGUUUCUAGAGUUAGAUUUUCCUCCUUAUGUAAUCCAAUUUUCCAGUUCAAGGUUCAUCAUUUGUUCGAUGACACUGCUAUUACUUGUUUUGAUCUUGGUUUUGAUGUAAAGGUGUAUAGUUGAUAGAUUGGAUGCCAUUUGUUAGUAUAAAAAUGGUGAAACUUGUGUAUCUUGAGUUACAUUCAAUCUGAAGUCAGGCUGCUUGAGCAUGAAUAGUCUUUACUCCCCCCAUUUUUACUUAAGUGCC